Molecule: messenger RNA, 780 nt
Organism: Kwoniella shivajii
Lineage: Eukaryota; Fungi; Basidiomycota; Tremellomycetes; Tremellales; Cryptococcaceae
Exons: 5
Coding region: 1-780 (259 amino acids)
Cellular component (GO): endoplasmic reticulum; endoplasmic reticulum membrane
Source: RefSeq, a predicted model, not a curated record
AUGGGUAUAUUCUCUCACGCUGUCGAGGAUGACGUUACAGUCACUGCUUCAUUCCCCGAAACCAACCCUUUCGGUCUCGUCGUGAACGGUGAACAAAAUGGUCUUUUACUUCAUUUAGUCAAUCAAGGUUCAAGAAAUUACACUUUAGUCUCUGCCUCUGCCAGUUAUCAUGAUAUCAACAAUCAUUGGGCUACUGUACGAAACGCUUCGACUCUGAAGUACGGUGUUCCUUUAGUAGCUGGAAGUAAUUACAGUGCUCCAUAUUCGUUCAACAGCGAGUUCAAACCCCAAGAAGUCGGUUUGACAGUAUGGGUCAACUUGGCUGAAGGCGAUUCCGUUCAUCACGUAACAGCUUAUAACCAGACCGUAUCAAUCGUUGAACCAGCUGCAACAUGGUUUGAUCCCGGAUUACUCUUUUUAUAUUUGGUACUUUCAACAGCUUUGUUAGGUGGUGCUUAUGCCGCAUAUCAAACUUUCUUUGCUCCUCAAACUAAAAAAGGAUCAAAAUCAAAAUCGAGAUCAUCAGACGGUAGUAAAAAAGUUAAAGCUGUCGUACCUGCUGAACAAGGUGAAAAUUCUUAUCCAAAUGUUAAACCCUACGAAGAAGAUUGGAUCCCCGCAUCUCACUUGAAGCAUAGACAGACCAAGUUGUCCAAAAAGAAAUCUGGCACCGGCGCAAGUUCAGGCGAUGAGUUGCUCUCAGGUGGCGACGUCACAAGUGGUGGUGAAGCAUCUGGAACUGAAAUCAAAAAGAACAAGAAAAAGGGAAAGAAGGCGUAG